GUUCACUUCUUAGAAAGCGUGUUCUCUGAUUCAGUAGCGGCUCAAGGCUGACCUGCGGACAAACAAGCCCACCGACCUCCUCACGUCCAGGUGCGCCUCAGCAGAAGAAUGUUCCAGUUGGGGAGCAGGUUGGGCCACAUGUAUCUCUCCUCAGGGCCCGGAGGCUCCAGCAGCUCCAGAAACAACACUGACCCCGGAGGUUCUGAUGGGUCUGCUGGUUCUGGCAGUUCAGGCCUUCCAAGUAGUGGAACACAAAACAGACCGGAGAAAAUUCCCAGCUUACCAGAACUGAUCCAACACUUCCGGAGGGUCAGUGGGCUGAAGAAGGAGGACGUGUUCUGUAACCUGCGUGUGCCUAACCGGUUCCAGACAGCAAGAGAGGAGAUCAACCUCGUCAUCAUCACAGGUUCUGGAGUUUACUGUAUUGACGUGAAGCCAUGGACAGGUGUUGUGUCAGCUCAGGGAGCGAACACCUGGCACGUCCAGAUGAAAGAGGAGGGGCCAAACUUCACCAACACGUCCAUCCAGCAGGUCCCUGAUCCCCUGCAGGCCGUUGUGAGGAAGGCCAGUGACCUGUGCAGCCAUGUGAGGCAGUGUGGAGUGCACGUCAGGCAGUCUCUCUUCUUACCCAGAGUCCUCUUCCUCUCUCCUCGCUGUAUUCUCAAUGAUGGGUUAAGGAAAAGGAAGGAGUUGGUCUCCUGUGGUGAUCUGGAGACGUUCCUGUGCUCACUCAGGGAGGGAUACAUGGCCUGGAUCACAGACGCUCUGACGCCGUCAUGGAUCUCAGGUCACCUGUCAUUCAGGCAGUUGGGGGCAGUGCGGGACGUGUUGGGGCAGAUGGGGACGUGGGACCUGGUUCAGCUGAGUAGCGGCGCCGAGCUGAAGGGAGAUUAUCAGGGCUGCCAGCACCUCGCCCUCAACAGACAGGACACAGACGUGGUGGAGUUCAGCAGGGGCAGAACUCUCUCCUCGGACACUCUGUGGGCUUUACUGGGACACACACCGCAGGUGACUGUGAGGAUGUAUAAGCGUGGAGCGCAAAGCUGGCUGGGAAAACCACUGACCGGGACGGCUACCAUUCCCUCAAACACACAUGUGGUGUUUCGCAUCAGCGGAGAGGACAAAGACGCCAAGAUCCCGGCCAACACUAUCCAUACCAUCACCCUUAGCAUCUAGAUACAGAGGGAGAGAGAGGGAGGUAGGAACUCCACAGACUUUCGUCAACUGCAUUGCAAUUUAUAGGAGCCCCAUUUCUUUAGGCAGCAAGUUACCUACAACACCAGCAGGCUUAGGAAUUGUUUGAAGCUUUGAAAAACAGGUUCUCAGUGAAAUACUAACCAAUUCUAUCCACUCAAAACAGUGAAGAGUGUUCAAAGAAGAGUCUAAGGCUGCGUUCAGUCAGCAGGUAAAAGUGGCCCAAAUCUGAUUUUCUCACCAAAUCCGAUUUUUUCUAUGGCUGUUCAGAUUAUCUUUUAAAUGUGGUCUGUAUGUGACAGUCUGAACAGAUCAGCUCCUAAAGAACAAUACUGCACGAGGCGGCUAGUCCAGAGGUAAGCGGUCAUGACGGCCAGCGAACCCCAGUCACUCACAGAGCUUCAGCUUCGUCUUCGCCAGCAUUGCAGGAGCAAAUAUGAAGUUCCAGUGGUUUGACAGCUGGACUCAUCACCCACAGUGUGUUCGAGGUUGCCAUAAAAAGGGCACGUUAUUCGGUCACGGCCACUUCUCUGGUUCAUGUCCUCAGAUUCUGUAAACGUUGCAGCCUCGAGCUCCUCCGGCCACACUCAGCUGUUUCGUUUGAAACCUCUUCGGACACAGAGCGGCUGCGAUGAGUCUCUUGAUUUUUUGGUACAGAAACAUCAGCCUAAAUGUUUAUGAGACUCAGCAGCGCAA
This is a messenger RNA of Pygocentrus nattereri (red-bellied piranha), 1890 nucleotides long. RefSeq lists its product as uncharacterized. The record is from RefSeq and is a predicted model, not a curated record. The transcript is spliced from 7 exons. Bases 109 to 1176 code for a protein of 355 amino acids. Lineage: Eukaryota; Metazoa; Chordata; Actinopteri; Characiformes; Serrasalmidae.